This is a messenger RNA of Akanthomyces muscarius, 3063 nucleotides long. RefSeq lists its product as uncharacterized. Gene Ontology annotation, molecular function: single-stranded DNA binding; single-stranded DNA helicase activity; ATP binding. Gene Ontology annotation, cellular component: nucleus; MCM complex. Gene Ontology annotation, biological process: double-strand break repair via break-induced replication; mitotic DNA replication initiation; DNA replication. Bases 1 to 3063 code for a protein of 1020 amino acids. The record is from RefSeq and is a predicted model, not a curated record. NCBI's taxonomy places the organism in Eukaryota, Fungi, Ascomycota, Sordariomycetes, Hypocreales, Cordycipitaceae. The transcript has 3 exons.
AUGUCGUCGCCAUCUCAUCGCAGGCAACGGAGCUCGCAGUCCGCGACUCCUCGUCGCUCUGCACGCCAGUCCUCUGCCAACGUGCCCAGUGAUCCCCCCUCUCAGCGGGCUUCCAGCCCCAUCUUCUUCCAGUCCUCGUCGCCCGGUCGUGAUGAUGAUGCCCAGCGCGGCGCCACAGGCGAUGUGUCGUCGCCUCUGCGCCAGAUGACGGAUAGCCAGAGCACGCAUGCUGGCAAUGGUGCUCCCCCGAGCUCACCGCUCCGCCAAAUGAGCGACACACAGUCCGUCGUAGACGACCAGGCUACCCCACGGGCCAGACACACCCUUGCUGGAGAAUCAUCUCCCAUCAGAUACGAGCCGAGCUCCAGCCCUGGACGCUCCUUACGACACCAUUCCGAGCUACGCAGUGAGAGCAGUGGCUUGUUCCUCGGGUCUGACGCAGGCAGCACUGCCUCGCGCAGACGUGGUGACAUCAACUCUGAUGCUCACCGCACCCCUCGUGCGCCACGCCGUGUCAUUCUCGACGAGACUGGCCGGGUUGUCCGCGAGGGGCCAGUUGACGGUUCCGACGCCCCUUCAUACACUAAUCGCGACACCAAUACUUCCGAAGCCGAUGUCCUUGGCGGGCAGGGCCAGAGUCUCAUUUGGGGCACCACGGUGUCUAUUGAUGACACUUUCGCUGCCUUCAAGGACUUUCUCCGCAACUUUACCCAGAAGUAUCGCAUGUACCGUGACGGUCUCUUAGAGGCAGAGGUGCGCGCUGACCCGGACGCCGAGUCCAAGCCUUAUCAGGAAGCCCUUGAAAACAUGCUCCUCCUUGGUGCCACACGACUCUAUCUGGAUAUUUCCGACCUGAACCUUUAUCCUCCGACGAGAAAGCUCUGGCACCAGAUACAGGCAUAUCCCCAGGAAAUUGUUCCUGUUAUGGAUCAGUCCGUGCACGAUCUCAUGGUCGAGAUUGCCCGCGCUGAGGGUCUACGAAACAGACCAACGCAAAGCAGCAACGGCCAGGGCGAGUCUCAGCGGACCAGACAGAGCUCGGAGCCUGUAUUUCCAAGCUCUGACAGACCGGAUGAGCCUGCUACUCCCCGUCCUACACAAGACCCUCAGCCUUCUCUUGAAGACCAGGUUGCCUCUUCCAUCUACGUCGUUCGUCCAUUCGGCUUGGACAAGACAACCAAUUUGAGAGAUCUCAACCCGUCUGACAUGGACCGCCUCAUUUGCAUCAAGGGCCUAGUCAUCCGUACGACCCCAGUCAUCCCCGAUAUGAAGGACGCUUUUUUCCGAUGCAACGUUUGCAACCACUCUGUAAACGUUGGCCUUGACCGUGGCAAGAUCCGCGAGCCCACCGAAUGUCCUCGCCCUAUCUGCGAGUCCAAGAACUCUAUGCAAAUCGUUCACAACCGCUGCUCUUUCGAAGACAAGCAGGUCAUUAAGCUGCAAGAGACUCCGGACGCUGUGCCUGCCGGUCAGACACCCCACUCCGUCUCCGUCUGCGUCUACAACGAACUGGUCGACUUUUGCAAGGCUGGUGACCGUGUUGAGCUUACUGGCAUUUUCCGUGUUAGCGCCGUUCGCGUGAACCCGCGUCAGCGCGCUGUCAAGAGCGUCUACAAGACCUACGUCGAUGUUCUCCACGUGCAAAAGGUAGACAAGAAGCGAAUGGGUGUUGAUGCAUCCACCCUCGGGGUUGAGGGUGAUGAAGACGCCGACAGAGGCGCGAAUGACAUUCAGGAGACUCGCACCUUUUCCCCGGAGAACGAGCAAAAGAUUCGUGAGACUGCUGCGCGUGAAGAUAUCUAUGACCUCCUCUCUAGGUCUCUCGCUCCAUCUGUCUAUGAGUUGGACGAUGUGAAGAAGGGCAUUCUUCUCCAGCUCUUUGGUGGCACAAACAAGACCUUUCAGAAAGGUGGUAGCCCCAAAUACAGAGGUGACAUCAACGUUCUCCUCUGUGGUGAUCCUUCGACAUCCAAAUCUCAGAUUCUUGCAUACGUCCACAGAAUUGCGCCACGUGGUGUCUAUACCAGUGGCAAAGGUUCUUCGGCUGUCGGUUUGACCGCAUAUGUCACUCGUGAUCCGGAAACCAAACAGCUCGUCCUCGAAUCUGGCGCUCUGGUUUUGUCUGAUGGUGGUGUCUGCUGCAUCGACGAGUUCGACAAGAUGUCUGACGCUACACGGUCCGUCCUCCACGAAGUGAUGGAACAGCAGACUGUCUCCGUCGCCAAGGCUGGCAUCAUUACCACUCUUAAUGCUAGAACCAGCAUUCUCGCCUCUGCCAAUCCCAUCGGCAGUCGAUACAACCCUGACAUGUCGGUACCUCAAAACAUCGACCUGCCGCCUACACUUCUUUCUCGUUUCGAUCUCGUCUACCUGAUGCUAGACCGUGUCGACGAAAAGAUGGACAGGCGUCUGGCCAAGCACUUGCUGUCCCUCUACAUUGAGGACAAGCCCCAGUCUGCCCCGUCUGCCAUGGACAUUCUCCCCGUUGAGUUUCUCACCAUGUACAUUUCAUAUGCGCGCUCCCAAAUCCAGCCUACCAUCUCUGAAGAGGCUGGCAGGGAGCUUGUUGAGUGCUAUAUUGCUAUGCGCGCCCUCGGUCAGGACGUCCGCGCCGCCGAGAAGCGCAUUACCGCUACUACCAGACAGCUUGAAUCAAUGAUUCGUCUCGCCGAAGCCCACGCCAAGAUGCGUCUGUCCGAGGUCGUCACCCGCGAGGAUGUGCAGGAAGCCAACCGUCUCAUCCAAAGCGCGCUCAAGACGGCGGCCACGGACGCCCAGGGCCGUAUCGACAUGAGCCUCCUGACCGAGGGUACCAGCGCUGUCGACCGCAAGCGCAAGGCGGAUCUCAAGGACGCCACUCUCCGACUGCUGGACGAGAUGACCUCGGCCGGCAAUGCCGUGCGCUGGAGCGACGUUGCACGUCGCCUGAGCGAGAACUCGAGUGUGCCGGUCGAGCAGGCCGAAUUCACAGAAGUCAUGAGGACACUGGAGGCGGAGAACGCCAUCACCAUCACGGGUGACGGUGCUAGACGAAGCGUCCGACGAGUCACGGCUGUGGUCUGA